Messenger RNA from Mauremys mutica (yellowpond turtle), 1320 nucleotides. RefSeq names its product C-X-C chemokine receptor type 3-like. Gene Ontology annotation, cellular component: membrane. Gene Ontology annotation, molecular function: C-X-C chemokine receptor activity. The transcript has 2 exons. The coding region runs from base 74 to 1195 and encodes 373 amino acids. Gene Ontology annotation, biological process: inflammatory response; regulation of leukocyte migration; G protein-coupled receptor signaling pathway. The record is from RefSeq and is a predicted model, not a curated record. Lineage: Eukaryota; Metazoa; Chordata; Testudines; Geoemydidae.
AAGACCACUGCAGUUCGCUCAGGAGCCCGACCCAUCCAGCACUUUAUGCUAGAAAGGUGCCACAUCCACAACCAUGGAUAAAUUGGGUAACAGUGCAUAUACCUUCAGUGGAGAUGAUGUCUCCGACCUGUUGGAGAGCAUCAGCUUCUCCCCUGACUACGACAACGAAAGUGACACCUGCUGCUCUGUGCCACCCUGCACCUCCACGAGUAUCCAGGCCUUUGACAGGGUCUUCCUGCCAGUCCUCUACAGCCUGCUAUUCCCACUGGGGCUAUGCGGGAACUGCAUGGUGAUGGCUGUGCUACUGCAGUGCAAGAGGUCCCUGGCUGGGACCGAUGUGUUCAUCCUUAACCUGGCGCUCGCUGACGUACUGCUGGUGGUGACACUCCCCUUCUGGGCAGUUCAGGCCGUGCACGGCUGGGUCUUCAGCACUGGCACCUGCAAACUGGUCGGCUCCAUCUUCAAGAUAAAUUUCUACUCCAGCAUCUUCUUCCUGGUGUGCAUCAGCUUCGACCGGUACCUCUCCAUCGUCCAUGCCGUGCACAUGUAUAAGAGGAACAAGUCACAUCUGAUGGUGGCCAGCUGCCUGGUGGUCUGGGGCAUCUGCGUCCUCUUAACCAUGCCAGAUUUCCUGUACCUGGAAGUCAAGAAGGACUAUCGCCUCAACAUCACUUUGUGCUCCCACAACUUCUCCAUCAACACCUCCCGGCACUGGAAAACGGCCCUGAGCAUGUGCUACCACAUGUUGGGCUUCUUCCUGCCCCUGGGAGCCAUGCUGUACAGCUACACCUGCAUUAUUCACACUCUGCUGCGCUCCCAAGGCUUCCACAAGCACAAGGCCAUGCGGGUCAUCCUGACAGUGGUGGUGGUUUUCUUCGUGUGCUGGACACCCUACCACCUGGCCCUGCUGGCAAACACGCUGAUCGACCUGCAGGUGGUGGGGCGGGACUGUGCCAUGGAGGCCAGCCUGGACAUCGCCAUGUCUGUCACUGCCAGCCUGGGCUACUUCCACUGCUGCCUCAACCCCCUGCUCUACGCCUUUGUCGGCAUCAAGUUCCGCAACAAGUUCCUGGAGCUACUGGGCCACGUGGGCUGCGUGAGCCACGAGUUCCUGCGCAGACACGUACAGACACCGAGCCAGCGCAAGGACUCCACCUGGUCGGAGACCACUGAAGCAUCCUACUCAGGGCUCUAGGGGGGAGCUGGGGCUGCAAGGGGAAAACCCCUCCCCAAAGAGGUGUGGGGGAGCUGGGGCUGCAAGGGGCAAACAGCUCCCCAAGGGGGCAGGGAAGGGGAGAAGGGGCGGCAAGGGGUGAAACA